Molecule: messenger RNA, 1236 nt
Organism: Sander lucioperca (pikeperch)
Lineage: Eukaryota; Metazoa; Chordata; Actinopteri; Perciformes; Percidae
Gene: commd1
Product: copper metabolism (Murr1) domain containing 1
Exons: 3
Coding region: 37-609 (190 amino acids)
Biological process (GO): copper ion homeostasis; negative regulation of protein localization to cell surface; negative regulation of sodium ion transmembrane transport
Cellular component (GO): endosome
Source: RefSeq, a predicted model, not a curated record
CAUCCGCUUCAUGUGACCACACAUUGACGUGAAAACAUGGCGGACGUAGAAGCAACGAAGUCUUUAAGCGGACUGUUAAGUGGAAUAGCUCAGAAAGUGUAUUACAACAACAGCGAAAUCACGGAGGAGCUGCUGAAAAAUGAAUUAUACCCCGAGCUGUCGCAGGAGCAGUUCAAGGCUCUGCAUGAGAAAAUGAAAGGCCUCCUAAAGUCCAUCGCCACAGCAGACAUGGACCACGCCCAGCUGGAGGCCUUCCUCACAGCCCAGACUAAGAGGCAGGGCAGCGGCGGGGUGACUGCCGAGCAGGCCGCCGCCCUCUCUCGCUUCUGGAAGAGCCAGCGAGUCCGAGUGAGGGAGAGCUUGCUGGCUCAGAGCCGCUGGGAGCCCGGCCUCAGGGGUCUCUCCUGGAGGGUGGACCUCCAGACCGCAGCCAGCCGGGGGGACGCAGCCCACAGCGGCCCGGUCGCCCUGAUGGAGCUGGAGCUGGGGAGAGCCGGACAGGACUCUGAGUUUGUGUGUCUGGAGUUCGAUGAAACCAGAGUGAACCAGGUGCUGAAGAAGAUGGCUGAUAUCCAGGAGAGCAUUGACAGAAUCGUUCACCGCACUUAGAGACCGCAUGUGUGUGUGUGUGAGAGUUUUUUCCUCAGACAGCAGAGGAACAUUUGGCGUGAUUCUGACAGAAGAAGGACAACGUCUGACCGACUCCAGCUGUCUCCUCCCGCGAGCUCCCGUUUUCUCUUUGCAGACCUGUGUUUGCCAGAGUGGAUCCAUUGUGGCUUUGGCACCUGCAUACAGACUCAGAUAUAUAUGAUCAUCACACAUAUGAUUCACAUGUGAUUAUGUAGGGUCUCACUUGUUCAUGGACCAAAAGUUCUGUUUACUUUUUUUUAACCUCCCAUUAACUCAAAGGGCUGGACUGCUUUACUGUUGCGAUCCUUUUUGUACGGCCUUCCUCUGACAGGAUGAAGGUUCCUCUCUGACCAUAGCGGCAAAAAACAAAAUGCAGCACAUCCAGCGGAUCUUCCGGCAGCACCGGAGCCAUUCCCUAAAAUAAAUCCUCGUCGAUAUAUAGACUACUUAGGCAUCAGUGCAUGGGAAAAUAGGGUCAAGUUGGAGAUAAAAAAGGAAAUUACCCUUUAAUACUUUGCACAACUCCUGUAAGUUAAGCAUUCAGCUCAAAGCUCAGCUGACAAAGUCUUGGUCAAAGGUUAAACUGAUAAAGCUUGGCCUGUUGUU